UAAUGUCAUACAAAGCUUGUGCUUUAAGUUACAUCCCAAGAAAUUGACAAUGUUUUUGCAAUUCAGCAACAAUCGCAAGUUGAAAAAAGUUUACAGUCAGGAAGAAUCGUUUCUGUUUAAAUCAGCAAAAUCAGUUAGAACGACGGAAUGAUUAAUGAAUACAAGAAGAAGUUUACAUCGAAAGUACCCUUAAGUAGAGCUAAAGGCCAACACAAAAUGUAUUAUUAUAAACAGUGAUGAACCUUGACCACGCAAUAUUGAACUUGAUUAGCUUCGCUUUCGAAUUGCAUGAAUAUCUCAAGUGCACAUCGACUUCUAAUGAGAACAAAUCGUCUAUUAGAGUGCAGACAUGAUAGUCUUGCAAUCAGUAAAAUUGAAAAACCAGCAAGUGAUACGGUACCAUUACAAUGGAAUUGAGCUCACUGUGUUUAUGUGAAGUAGAACCGUAAGUGAAUGGUCUUUAGCCAUUGUUACGAAGAUGUGUGCCGUGUGUAACAAAAUAUUUUUACGCCGUAGGAUGCUGUAGUUCUGUGCUUUGACAAUCAGAAAUUCUGUGAUAUCGCUUGACCCGUUUUCACACAUUGAUGUUGUCGUUGAUGUAUGGUUCAUGUAUUAGGAUUUCAAUACGAGCGCGACAAUAGCAAGACAACAGCAGAGCGGAACUCGUCACCUGAACAAAUACCAAGAAAACAUCCAAGAUGUGUUCAUCAUGCUCAGACUUCCAAAAGAAAAUGGUGUCCUUUGGCUGUUCGGUCCUUCUGAUACUAAUAGCCAUCAUACUCGGCACGCUAUGGCCAACGAUGUCUUCCCAAAUGUUGCAUGAGAAAUUAGUUCUCAAAAAUGGCUCAGUUAACUACCAAAAUUGGAUCAAAACACCCAUUCCUAUGUUCUUGGAAAUCUACAUGUUCAACUGGACAAACCCCAAUGAGCUGCACCGUUACCCAGAGGUAAAACCUCACUUUGAGGAAAUGGGACCGUAUGUGUUCCAGGAGGUUCACGAGCGCGUGGGUUUGGUGUGGAACAACAACGACACCAUUACAUUCAAUCAACGACGUACAUGGCGCUUUGAUCGGGAUCUUUCCAAGGGUUCACUCAAUGAUACGGUGACCAAUCUGAAUGUUAUUUCACUAAAUGUUGCCUAUUUUGAGCGAAACGCAACAACUUUAGAGAAAAUGGUUAUCAACAAGGUAUUGGAUUGGGAUGGUUCGGUAUUUUGGUACAACAAAACCAUUCGGGAAAUUUUGUUUGAAGGUUUUGACGACACCUUGCUGGAUCUGUUGAAAACACUUAACAACACGGUAAAGGUACCAUUUGAUAAAUUUGGUUGGUUCGUAAAUAGAAAUUUGAGCGAUACAUACGACGGAACCUUCACAAUACAAACCGGUGCCGAUUCUUUGGAGAAUGUAGGCGUUCUCACGCAAUGGAACGGUGCAAAUCACACAGGAAUGUACAGGGGAAAAUGCGGCGAAGUUCGAGGAACCACUGGAGAGCUCUGGCCAGUCAUGCACAGUAACAAAACAAACGUAACCAUAUUCGCCUCUGAUGUGUGUCGUUCUUUGACACUCCAAUACAUAGAUGAAGUAACAAUACACAAUGUUGAAGGAGCCAAAUACGUUGGGGAUGAUCAAAUUUUUGACAAUGGUGUUAAAUAUCCAGAAACGGCCUGCUGGUGUAACUCUCCUCCAGCUAAAUGUCCAGAUGUCAAGCCGGGUGUAUUUAAUGCUUCUGCGUGUAAAUACGGUUCGCCCACUUUUGUAUCCUAUCCACAUUUUUAUCUUGCUGAUCAAAGCUAUCGAGACGCUAUCGAUGGUAUGACACCGAACAAAACCAAACAUGAAUUCUACAUUGCCAUCGAACCACACACCGGAAUUCCACUGGACGUGCGUGCUCAGUUACAAAUCAACAUGCAUCUACAGCCUAUAAAAGGAAUUAAGAUGUACGAAAAUAUGCCCGACAUAAUCGUACCUAUGUUAUGGUUCACACAAAGGGCAACUUUAACAGAAGAUUUGGCCAACCAAGCGAAGAUGGCUCUCGUAUUGCCUAAAUUGGGUAUCUAUAUUUCCAUUUUCCUUGGCACUGUGGGAAUUUUAAUGACCGGUAUCUUCGCGUUCUUAACUAUUAGGAAAUGGAGCGAACAGGUACCAUACGAAGAGCUGUUGCGGUGAGAUUUAGUUGACAGUGCAAUCGAACCAGAAAUUGUUUGAUCUCGAAUGUGUACCAUCGUAUGAAGUGCCUUCAAUGUGCGAUAAUCGUCUAUUAAAUUCAAGUGUAAACCAAAGUUAGUGUCGUGGACACAGAAAGACAACAGAUCUUUAAAUCUUGCCUGGAAGGUAUAAGUUUUCGUUCUACUUCAUUUUAAUCUGAUUAAAUACAAACUGAUAAAGGAUCAUGCAUCGAACAUAUCUUGGACUGUACAAUCGUAAUUUAAUUUUUUUUCUAUCCUGAUUUUAAAAAGUGCCAAAUAAAUAGAAGAUUAUAAAGAAUAAAA
Malaya genurostris is the source of this 2488-nucleotide messenger RNA. RefSeq names its product protein croquemort-like. Gene Ontology annotation, molecular function: scavenger receptor activity. The transcript is spliced from 6 exons. Bases 699 to 2165 code for a protein of 488 amino acids. The record is from RefSeq and is a predicted model, not a curated record. Lineage: Eukaryota; Metazoa; Arthropoda; Insecta; Diptera; Culicidae. Gene Ontology annotation, cellular component: membrane; cytoplasm.